AUGUUCGCUGUGCAAACAGUUGAAGAAAGAGUGAACCUUACAUAUGCUGAAGACCGCAUACGAAAGCUUGAGGCAGCAAUUUCAACAUUGUUACCCAAUGCAGACAUCGAAGCGUUAUUAGAAUCAUCUUCCUCUAAACAGUCAGAAGGCCAACGGCGACAGGAACCGAAGCCCGAUCAAAAGCCUGUCUCCGUGGUUGUCCCUAAAGAUUUUGCGGUAGCUACAGAACCUUCGUCAGAGGCCCUUCCUCAACUUGCAGAUGGAUUUGACUGGGCUGAAAAGGAACUUACUCUCACCGAGCUAUCAGAUGGCAUGGCAGCUCUUUCGAUCCGGCCUGAAGGCGCUGGGUAUCUUGGUGGUCCUUCAAGCGUUGCGCCACUUCGAGCGCUCCUUAUGGGUGGUUGGGAUGUCAAUUCUUCCACUCAAUCAGAAGCAGCGGGUAAGGUUGCGCUUGAUUCCCAAUCAAUGAUGUGGCAAUCGACGCAUCCCGGAAUCGCACCUUCACAAAUUGUUGCUCAGACGGUGAUGGACGCAUAUUUUGCCAACUACCACACGAGUUAUCCAUUCCUCCACGAGGAGACAUUCCGAGCUCAGUUCGGCGAACAAAUCUCUAGGCCACGGGGCCACGCAUGGCCGAUCCUUCUUAACACGGUUCUUGCCCUUGGUGCCUGGACCAUUGGAGAUGAUACUGUGGAUAUCCACGAAAUUUUUUACAACGAAGCCAACAGAUACUUGCAGGAUGUGUCAGUCUUUGAGAUAGGGAAUUUAGCAUGUGUACAGGCGUUCUUGCUCCUUAGCAAUUAUACGCAAAAGCGUAACAAGCCUAAUACUGGUUGGAAUUACUUGGGGCUUGCGAUACGGAUGGCGUUGAGUUUGGGUCUCCAUAAGGAGUUUCCAGAAUGGAAUAUUAGUUUGCUGCAACGGGAAAUGAGGCGAAGGGUCUGGUGGGGUGUGUUCAUUUUUGACAGUGGUGCAUCCAUCACAUUUGGACGACCGAUUCUCUUGCCUGAUGCGAGCAUUAUGGAUGCGAAGCAGGUGCAGAAUAUCCCUGAUAACGCUUUGACAACAUCGACGGAAGCCGUACCACUCGAAACGGAUGAGCCAACUCUCUACUCAAGCCUAAUCGCCCAAGCAAAAUUCCAUCUAACAACCAAUGAACUUUACCACCGCCUUCUAUCAAACCGCAAUCUCUCAGCAGAAGAAACCUUAAAGCUGCAGACUCCCAUUGAUGACUUCCUAUGCUCGUUACCAUCCUUUUUCGAACAUGAUGAUAGUCACCGUGACGAUUACAGUAGCAAUCAUGAGAGCUCAAGUUUGCAGCUCCCCCCUUGGUUCAUAUUUGCCAAGAAGCGUCUCUCCUGGCGCCGCUGGAACUUCCAGAUAAUCUUAUACCGUCCCAUUUUACUUCUCUGGGUCACACAACGAUGGAAACAAACCGGCCAGCCACAAUUUUCGUUUCCUCCCGAUGUCGCAACUGACUCCAACCAACCACAAUCUGCAGAGGAGGAGUGCAGGAUGCGUUGUCUGCAGGCUGCACGGGCAACGAUCCAGUCGAUAUCGGGAUAUAUGGAGAUGAAUCCAUAUAUGAGGUUAGAUGGGUGGUAUAUGCUUUAUUUCCUCUUUCAAGCUGCCUUAAUCCCCGUUCUCUUCCUUAUAACAACGCCGACAUCCCCGUCUGCUCCUUCCUGGCUCUCCGAUAUCCAAAGUGUCCGUUGUCUCCUGUCACCACAAAGCUCCCUGGGCAAUAAUAACCACCUAGCCGCACGCUGUCUGGAAGUCAUAAAUAGACUUUGCGGACCGCUCUCCUUUCCCUCGCCUUCACCACAACCUCUUCCCACAGGAUCAGGAUCAGGAUCAUGUCCAACCUUCAGCAAUAAUAGCAAUGGCAAUCACAGCCAAUAUAUUGAUAACAGCAACAUCGCAUCUUUUCCGCAACAAAUCAGCGCAAAUUCUGCGAAGACCGGAGCAGGACCCUCGGGCAGCAACAGUGCCGCCCAACGUGAUGAUGAGAGACUCCGUCAUGCAUGGGAGGCGAAUAUGGCUGGUAUAAUUUCGCAGGAGAUGGGCUCGCAGAAUCAGGAUAUGAUGUUCAGCGAUGCGUAUUCGUUCUUCGCAGGCGUGGCUGGCAAUCAUGAGAACUUGGGAAACUUUGGCGUAGUUCCAGGAGUGGCUGCUUUUGAUACUAGCCGUGCCUCUGGUUCUAGGCCUGAUCUGUUUGGUGCGGAUGCUGGUGGUCCGCAGGCUGAUAUUGAUCAGGUAGGCGGUACUAGCAGUGGGAAUAAGAGUAUCGCAUCCAUGGAGAACGCUGCAGCUCGAGGUGGUAGUGGCCCUGGCCCCGCUGCUGCUGCUGCUGCUGCUGGGAUGGAGUUUUUCGAUUGGAUGGGCUUUGGUGCGGAAGGUGGUGUGGAAGGGAGGAGAUAUAUUUAACAAUUUUCUCAUUCUCCUUUCUCCCCUAGCCUGUUUUUAGCUCUAUUCUACAUACUCCGAGGUCUACAAAAGUAGCAGAACAAAGAUCAUCGGGACAAGGGAGUAUUUCUGGACUGAAAUUGUACAUGUACAUGUACAUGUACCUACAUCUCUCUCCAAUAUCAUUUAUAUACCCACAGUCGCCGCAUGGUACAGAAAUUAAAACCUUC
Messenger RNA from Histoplasma capsulatum G186AR, 2636 nucleotides. RefSeq names its product fungal specific transcription factor domain-containing protein. Gene Ontology annotation, molecular function: RNA polymerase II cis-regulatory region sequence-specific DNA binding; zinc ion binding; DNA-binding transcription factor activity, RNA polymerase II-specific. Lineage: Eukaryota; Fungi; Ascomycota; Eurotiomycetes; Onygenales; Ajellomycetaceae. Gene Ontology annotation, cellular component: nucleus. The coding region runs from base 1 to 2427 and encodes 808 amino acids. The transcript is spliced from 5 exons. Gene Ontology annotation, biological process: positive regulation of transcription from RNA polymerase II promoter by galactose; DNA-templated transcription. The record is from RefSeq and is a predicted model, not a curated record.